AUGGCAGAGUCAGACUAUUGUCUGUUCAGAAGGCUCUUAGUGAGCCAAGACCUCCCAGCCCUGCAGCAGGAUGCUGAAUACCUGGAGGAAUCACAUGAUCAUGAGCUCAAAUCCCUAGCUAUGGCCAAUGAGCAACUCUACCAAAUAUCAUUGAUAUUACCAUUUGCAAGAAGAUAUGAUGAGCCUGGUGAGGAGGCCAAUGAGGAGGAACAAUCUGAUGGUUACAUUGGUAGCGAUUAUGAUGAGGUAGAAGAUAACUUACUUACUAACACCACAACAUCAAUGAAUGACCCUCCACCAUCAGCAAGAUCUACUGGCAGGCAGAAGCCCAAUACUGUCAGAAAGGGUUUCUGGCCAGAUCUGCAUUUAGACCUGAACCCAAGUGGCCAAUCGGUCACUAAUCAACUUGGUGUUAUGACUGGGAUAGUUCUUCUGUCAAAGUACAAGGAGGGUUCUAAUUCAAGGGUUCCGCUAGAUGAGCAUGAUAGCUUCUAUCUAGGUUUAGAGACUAAAACAAUAACAGGAAGUGGUGCAGCCAUGUCAAGAAAGCAAUACCACGCACCAGCACCCCAUCAAUACCAAGUGCCAGUGUCCCAUCAGUACCAGGCGCUGCUGGAUACUAUCAAAGAUGAGUCUUUGGCUCCCUGGGAGGCUGCACAGCUUGUUGCUUUUGCACCUCUCCAUCUGGGAGAGAAUAUCUGUGGGGAGAGAACACAGGGUGUCAUUAGAGUAAAUCAUCAAUCUCAAAAGCACAUCUCUGACACUGGAAGACAGCAACAUAAUAUCAAACUCCCUCCCAUACCAGAGAUACAUCCUACUACUGUGCCCAAUUCAACCGAGGGAUUGGUAUUGGUCCCAGACCCACCUAUUUCAACACACAUCAAGCUCUCAACAAAAUUGGCCCAAAAGUUCAAGGAAAGGGUGAAGGAUAAUCUUCAGGCCCUUGCACUAAAUGUGGAUUCCGAAACUGAUGGUGCUCUUAACGACAAGCUUCAUGACAAGAUGAUUUGCACUGCACUGUCAACUGCAAAAAUUGAGCUGUUUGGUCAAGGUAUCUCUUGUUAG
Messenger RNA from Suillus bovinus, 1065 nucleotides. RefSeq lists its product as uncharacterized. NCBI's taxonomy places the organism in Eukaryota, Fungi, Basidiomycota, Agaricomycetes, Boletales, Suillaceae. The record is from RefSeq and is a predicted model, not a curated record. The coding region runs from base 1 to 1065 and encodes 354 amino acids. The transcript is spliced from 10 exons.